AUGAAUGCCUUCACCUUCCGCGACACAUUUCUGCAGACGAUAUCAUCUAGCUUAUUCCAGCAAAUCGUUCCUUUCGUCGUGCUUUCCCUAGUGCCAGUGCUAGUGUUCUUAAUUACCUCCAAACUUACAUUCGCUACGCCACAUUACCCUUUCGUUAUGGGCCUCGAAAGUCUUGGUUUUUCAAUGCCAUGGAAUUGGUUUUCCAAUACGGACAACGGAGGCGCGGUUCCUGCCAACGGACGCCCGGCGCACCAUCACCAUGAAAAGAGAAAGAGUAAAAAGUCAAAGGGAAAGACAGAACUUGUAUCGGUAAAGACUGAAGAAGCCGUUGAUGAUGGCUAUUACCCUGGUCUUGUGAAUAUCUCGGGAACCUAUUGCUUCAUGAAUUCAACGGUCCAGGCUCUAUCUUCAUUAUCAUAUCUCCAGCCUCAGAUCGAUGCUAUUCAUUCCAAGGCCGAAGCAUUAGAUGUCCCCACCCCUGUUAUCGACACCCUUCAAGACCUCUUUCAUCGUUUGAAUACCCAGACGUCAGCGCCGUCCUCUAUACGACCACUCGAUCUCAUAUCCGUGCUGUCUUCUCCGUCGUCAGCGCGUUUCAAUUCCCUCUUCAAUUCUCGAGAACAUCAAGAUGCCCAAGAGCUCUUCCAGCUUGUGUCAGAGUGCAUCAAGAAUGAGACGAUCAAUGUGGACAAGGAGGGCCUCCGAGAUCGUGGCUUAAACGCCCUGUCCCAAGAAGCUGAUAUUAACCCAGAGAUUGGAAAGAGCGUGUUUGAUGGAUUGACAGCUAAUAGGCGAAGCUGCGUCAUCUGUGGAUACACAGAAGCUGUGAUGCACUUUGCCUUCGACAACUGGCAACUUGCGGUGCCUCGUAUGGCGAUGAGUUGUACCCUCGAAGACUGCCUUGAAGACUAUACCCGUCUCGAGGUACUUCGCGACUGUAUAUGUCGUCGUUGUUCGAUGCUUUCAACCCAUCGUCGGUUGAUGCAAGAGGUUGAGACUCUUGUUGAGGCCACCAAACCUGAAAAUAAACCAUCCGCUUCGAAGAAACGACGUCUGAAAGAUGUGCGGAAGAUGGAAGCACGCGUCAAGGCUGCUCUCGACGAGGGCCGCAUUGAAGACGAGCUCAAAGAUAUCCGGAUGGAGAAGGUUUUCAGUUCGAUGUCCACAAAGCAGGCUAUGAUAGCCAGACCCCCUCCCGUCCUAGCAUUGCACAUUAAUCGCUCGGUCCAUUAUUCCCAUUACGCUACCAAGAACAACAUUCGGGUGAUUUUUCCCGAAGUCCUUGAUCUAACGCCUUUCACCACCUCAGGAAACCUCUCCACCGUCCCCACAAGCUCCUUAUCUACACCAUCCGCUCUCCCCCCUCGAUCCGGUACCCCCACUCGUACUACCUACGCCAAUCUUCAUUCCCGGACAGUAUAUCGACUCUCUGCAGUCGUGUGUCACUACGGCCAGCAUUCAUUUGGACACUAUAUCAGUUUUCGCCGGAAACCACCAGAUUCGAAAGCACAAGAUCGUUGGAAGCCGCCAAGGAUUCUAAUCAAGGACCGACCACCUACCUCUGCCAAACGAGAAGAAGAGUCCGAUCCGCUUGCUGAUUUGGAAUGGGAAGAUGCGGACUCUUCUCCUGGUGCUGGUAAAGGAUGGCUUCGAAUAUCCGACGACUCUGUCGAUGAGUGCGGGAUUAAAAGCGUUUUGCGAGAAGGCUCUGGAGCGUUCAUGUUGUACUACGAGAGAGCGAUCCUCUCUGCGCCUAUGCCAUCGGAGCAUUACCCUUAUACCACUGCGAACGGAAUUACGAACGGAUACGCAUAUGGUGUGGGCAUGGCGAGUCCAGAAAGUUCUGAAGAGACGUUGAAACCCGAAAUGAUGAUGAUGACCAACAAGAAUGGGAGUGUUCGAUCGUUGGUCAGCAUCAACGGAACGGUGAAAAGCGAGGACAAUGAGAAGACGAGCAGUGUUUCUGGAAGUCCACCAUCGUAUCUGGGACCACGAGUAGUGCGGAGCGUUGCCGCUGGAAGGAGAAGACGGAGUAACAGUGUUACACCUGGCUUGAAGCGGACUAUGUCUUCGUCCCCUCCACCCACAUCGUCGUCGAAGCCCAUAUCAAUAUCGAACGGUCACGGACUUAUGGAGGGCAGCGACACCGAUCCGAUGACGAUAUCUUCCUUCAGUUCUUCAGCGCCUGCUUCUCUAUUCUCACCAAAACCACCGGCUUCUCUGUCAGCGCCUUCGAUGACUUCCCAUCGCCUGGAACCUCACAACCACAAACCAGACUCUUUGAAUGAUCUAUCUCAGCCACCUGCUGGGCUAUGA
Guyanagaster necrorhizus is the source of this 2316-nucleotide messenger RNA. Its product is annotated as cysteine proteinase. Gene Ontology annotation, cellular component: nucleus; cytosol. Gene Ontology annotation, molecular function: cysteine-type deubiquitinase activity. Lineage: Eukaryota; Fungi; Basidiomycota; Agaricomycetes; Agaricales; Physalacriaceae. The transcript has 6 exons. Bases 1 to 2316 code for a protein of 771 amino acids. The record is from RefSeq and is a predicted model, not a curated record. Gene Ontology annotation, biological process: protein deubiquitination.